CUGUUUUCAUGGUUGAUGAUUUUGCAAACGACAAAGCUUUGAUCGAGAAGGGGCUUUACAGUUACCACAACACUUAAAAACUCGAUCGAAACCUUUGAAAGAAGUUUUACAUUCAGAUCGUUGGUAAGCCGAAGUACAGUUACGGACCUCAGAAACAAAGAAAUCAUCUCUGGUUACCAGAUUAAAAUAGUUCAGUAUUUUCGCUGCGGUUGAUGGACCCGAUAUCCAGCAGUCAAAGGAUGACAAUAAUUCCAACAAAAUCGAAAAUAUUUUCGCUGAUGGAAGUUUCGUUUCACACUGACAUGUCUUCGUGUUGGAUUGUAAUUCACGAUAAAGUGUAUGAUGUGACCAAUUUUUUGGACGAGCAUCCAGGCGGAAGGGAGAUCAUUCUAGAACACGCAGGUAUGGAUGCUACAACUGUAUUCCAAGACAUAGGCCACUCGUUUGAAGCUCUAAAGAUUCUCUCUAAAUAUCAAAUUGGAGAACUAAGAGAGAAAGACAAAAUCUACAAUUCCAAGCCCAGACUAUGA
Pocillopora verrucosa is the source of this 530-nucleotide messenger RNA. Lineage: Eukaryota; Metazoa; Cnidaria; Anthozoa; Scleractinia; Pocilloporidae. The record is from RefSeq and is a predicted model, not a curated record.